Messenger RNA from Penicillium odoratum, 1479 nucleotides. Its product is annotated as DUF5427 domain-containing protein MTC1. The transcript has 2 exons. NCBI's taxonomy places the organism in Eukaryota, Fungi, Ascomycota, Eurotiomycetes, Eurotiales, Aspergillaceae. Bases 1 to 1479 code for a protein of 492 amino acids. The record is from RefSeq and is a predicted model, not a curated record.
AUGCCUCCGAAGGCAAAACCCACCAAUGAUGAGCUUCUGGCUCAGUUCGACCUCGACAACCUCGGUGUUGAUCAGCCUCAAUCCUCCAAGCCUGCAGCCACCGAUAAUGCAAAGUCACAGGAAGACGUCCUUGCUGAACUCGCCCUUUCUGUCCAGCGACCGAGCAGUGGUCCAGGCACCCCUCGUCUCUCUACCGAUAAGCCCCGUUCAUCGACACGGUCGCCUCGCCCCAGUGCGACCAUCGAGCGGGAAGAGAGGCCCCGCCAGUCAGAGGAUGGUCGUUCGUCCCGCACUGGAAUAAAGCAGGAGCCGAAGGAGGAGACCCCUGCUCAACCGCAACAUGAGGAACAGCAGCAGGAACAAAGUGGUGGAUGGUGGGGAGGAAUUUUCGCAACUGCUAGUGCGGCAAUGAAGCAGGCUGAAGCUGCCGUGAAGGAAAUUCAAAACAACGAGGAGGCACAGCGCUGGGCCCAGCAAGUGAAAGGCAAUGUUGGAGCCCUCCGUGAUUUCGGCGGCGAGAUUCGCAACAUGGCCAUCCCCACCUUCACAAACCUCAUCCACACCCUUGCCCCUCCUAUCUCAUCGCACGAACGUCUUCAGAUCCAUGUGACUCACGACUUCUCCGGAUACCCGGGCGUCGACCCCCUCGUUUACGCCGUGUUUUCACGAGUGAUGGCCCAAGUCGAAGGUGGCGACCUCCUUGUCAUUCAGCGAGGUCAAGAGUCUGCUCCGAAGCGCAGUCUCGAUGUCGGUGGCUAUAUCUCCAGUGCUGGUUGGAACGACGGGCCCUGGUGGCGUACCGUGACACCUGGCAAUCCACGCACCAUCAACGCCGUUCCCGGCACUGUCGAGGCGUCCAAGCUGGCACGCGCUAGCGCCGAGGGCUAUGCAACGGAGUACUUUUCCACCCGGGGCGGGAUUGAGGGAGCUGCUAAACAGGCCAGUGAAAUUCUGAGCGAGUCGAACCCUGUCCGCAGUAGUGAUAUCUUCCUCGCUAUUCAGGCUAUUCGUCAGACUGUGUCGGCGGAUUUGUUCCAGGCUGGUGCUUCGGGUGAGGAGACCGCUUCUGGUGCUGUGGAAGUCCCGGAGGCGGAUGAGGAGAUCUCUUUCGCGCUAUACCUCCAUGACCCCGUGCAUGGUAUUGCAUUCCACACCAUUUCUCAAUCCAUGCCUGCUAAGUGGAUUGAGUGGCUUGAUGCGCCUGCGCCUGACACCCUGGAGGGUGAGGCCGCGCAGGUGGCGCACGCCGAGGUGCCCGAAGCUAUUGCGGAAAUUAUUGAGAGCGGCGGUGUCGACCCUCGUGAGUGGGUCGCGGAGUGGAUUGAGGAGACUAUUUCGCUGGCGGUGGGGGUCGUCGCACAGCGCUACGUGGCUCGCCGUAUGGGCGUUGGUGAGGGUGGUGUUGGAAAGGGCAAGAUGCGCGCAGAACAGGCAUCUACAGUUGAGAGCGGCGCUGGUGAAGCUGCUCGCGCACUCUAG